AUGACACUGGGUAGUCUGGCUUUGACCGCUUUUAUCCUCAUUUUCGGGCGGCUGUGUUAUUUUUUGCUUGCAAAAUAUAAAGACCAUCGUUACGAUUCUGCUUUGGGAGUUCAACAUGGCUGCGAAUUACCGCCCGAGCUUCCCAAAAAAUGGCCACUAGGAAUUGAUCGAAUCAAGGACCUCUGGGAGACAAACGCAGAAGGCCGCCUCCUUCAAUACCUCUGUAAAGUCGCGGAAGACUACGAGCCUCAAAAUAAUCUGAGUCAAUAUCUGUUAUUUGGACCAAGAGCCUUUCAUGUGCUGCAUCCUGCGAAUGUGGAGACUGUUUUAUCCACUAACUUCAAAGGUAAUCAUCUGUACUUUUGUUGGGAAACCAGCAGCUGGGGUUAUUUGCUGAAUCUUCCACCAGAUUACGGCUUUGGCGCUCGUCCGAAAAUCUUUGCACCUUUACUGGGAAACGGGAUUUUUACUCAGGAGGGCGCCGCAUGGAAGCAUUCACGAGACCUUCUGCGAAAGCAGUUCAUUCGUGUCCAGUCUCAAAACUUUGACCAUUUUCAUGAGCAUGUCGACAACCUAAUUCAUCAAUUACCUUCAGCCGGAGUGGUUGAUCUCCAACCACUUUUCAUGGAUUUGACCUUAGACACCGCCACGGCUCUCCUUUUUGGUAGAUCAGUCUACGCUUUGAGGGCCGGCAUUGACCAAGACAAAGAGAACAAGAUGUUCGCAGAAAGUUUCAACAUUGCGCAAGAAGGCAUCGCCAAACGCUUUCGCAUAGCACCCUGGCAAUUUCUCUAUAGCCCUCCAUCGUUCCGAAGAGCCUGUCGUGAUGUGCACCGCUUUGUCGAGAAAUACAUCAAAGAAUUGAAUUUAGAAAAUGCGGAAACAGAUCAAAGGAAACAGUACGGUUUCAUCAAACAAGUCGCCAAGGAGUCCGCAGACACGAAAGAGCUCCGUGAUCAACUUCUGAAUGUCUUGCUCGCUGGCCGAGAUACGACGGCAUGCUGUUUAUCUUGGACAUUUCGACUACUUGUCCGUCACUCGAACGUAAUGGAGCGUCUGCGAAGGGAGAUUGCUUCUAUAAUGGAGGCUAACCCCACACCAAGUAGAGAGCAAAUCAGAAAAAUGCCAUAUCUUGCUCGUGUCAUCAAAGAAAGUCUUCGUCUCUACCCUCCUGUUCCGCUAAACAACCGGGAGGCAAUACGUACUACAAUCCUGCCAACCGGGGGCGGCCCAGAAGGAGACAAACCCAUGUUGGUAAGAAAGGGUGAAUUGGUUGUCUUUUCACAGUAUGUAAAUUCGAGAAAAAGGAACAUAUAUGGUCAUGAUGCGUACGAAUUUCGUCCUGAGCGAUGGGAGAGCGGCGAGCUUGCCAACAUUGGGUGGGGCUUAUUUCCUUUCAGUGGUGGGCCUCGCCAAUGCUUAGGGGAAGACUUCGCUCAAAUGGAAAUUUCCUAUACGAUCGUGAGGAUGUUGCAGGAAUUUCCGCGGAUCUCGCUUCCCAAGGGGGAGCCAAAUGAACCAGUUGGAAGCGAGAGGCAGCGACUAACACUGGUUUUAUCGAGCGCUGAGGGCUGCAAGGUGGAGAUUCGAAGGGUGUAA
This is a messenger RNA of Penicillium brevicompactum, 1599 nucleotides long. RefSeq names its product cytochrome P450. The transcript has 4 exons. The record is from RefSeq and is a predicted model, not a curated record. Bases 1 to 1599 code for a protein of 532 amino acids. Gene Ontology annotation, molecular function: iron ion binding; heme binding; oxidoreductase activity, acting on paired donors, with incorporation or reduction of molecular oxygen. NCBI's taxonomy places the organism in Eukaryota, Fungi, Ascomycota, Eurotiomycetes, Eurotiales, Aspergillaceae.